Molecule: messenger RNA, 477 nt
Organism: Eruca vesicaria subsp. sativa (arugula)
Lineage: Eukaryota; Viridiplantae; Streptophyta; Magnoliopsida; Brassicales; Brassicaceae
Source: the annotation of a GenBank genome assembly
AUGGGUUCCUUUAUUGGUACCUUUCACCUUCCUGAGGCACUGGACUUUCAAGAGUUUGCAAAAUUUGCUUUCAAUGAAUAUGGUGAUAGAGUGACGCAUUGGGUUACCAUAAACGAGUCUUAUGAGUUUAGCCUUGGUGGAUACAACACUAGAGAGAAAGCAGCAGGAAGAUGUCAUAAAUACAUCAAUGAUAAAAGCGAUGGUGGUGAUUCUCGAUGUGAAAAGUGCAAAGAUGGGAAGAUUGGUAUAAUCCAGAGUCCAAUGUGGUUUGAGCCUUACGAGAGUGAAAAGAGCUAUGGAUUUCACUUCAGGCUGGUGAGUGUCUUUAAGCAAAUUAGAACAGGCGAGAUUGUUGUUUUCAAUAUUGAUGUAAGUGGUGCUUUGUGUUUGUGUCUCGUUCUGUUCCAUCAAACCAUUAUCUUACUUCAUGAUAUACCCAUCGUCCAUCGUGCCAUUGAAGUAAUGUUCUUUUCUUAA